AAAAUUAAAAGUUAAAACAUUAAAAAUUGAGUGAGUUGAGACUUGAGAGCUGAUCAUAAGAGUGUAGAUGAAUGCGUCAAAGUUUUUGGACAAGCAGAUUAUGGAUUUAUCUCGAUCCAAAAGCACUGAUCUCAACAAUAACAAUCCCAACGAUUUCAUGGAUCUGAUGAAUCCUCAGUCCGAAGAAGAAUCUGAUAAUGGCGGAUCAUCAUCGAAGAACAACAAGGAUUAUAUUUUGCCCAGUUACGAUUUUCAGCCAAUUCAUCGAUCUGCAGCUUCUCUUCAGUUGGAUUCUCCUAAUACUACUCCUAGUCCUGCCGCUGCUGUUAGGUCUUGGAAUUCUGUUGAUUCUAAACCUAAUUCUUCCCCUCUUAGAAGCUACAAUUCCUUGGAUCAUGUUGAGACUGACAAAAUAAUACUGGAGAAAGCUCAGAAUCUGAAUGAUUCAGCAAUGCUGUCAGAGAUUGAUCGAACGAUGAAGACCUAUAUAAAUAGUGUGCUUCAUGCUAUUGAUAGUCUUGGUGGACGGUUAUCCCAGCUGGACAGCAGAACACACCAUCUUGAGCAUUCUGUGGAUGAGCUGAAGGUAUCAAUUGGAAAUAAUCAUGGAAGUGCUGAUGGAAAAAUGCGACAGCUGGAGAACAUUCUCUUAGAGGUGCAAACUAGUGUGCAGGAUUUGAAGGACAAGCAAGAGGUCAUGGAGGGCCAUAUGCAACUAGCAAAACUACAAAUUUCUAAAGCAGAGCAGUCAUCUGAAAUCUCGAAUACCAUCCAUCAAGAUAAGCAAGCUGCAGCUUCUGCUCCUCAGCAGUCUGGAUUCCAGCAGUUCUCUGCCGCUCUCCAGCAAGUUCCUUCUAUCUUGCCUAAUGCUCCUCCCAAUGUGCCUCCACCACCGCAGCAGAGCAUUCAUCCGUCCCACGCGACAACUCAAUUUCACCCCGGCCAUGUACCAUCUGGGCCCCAGCAAGAUGGUUAUUUCUCACUGCCUAGCCAGACUCCAGAAUUAUCAAGCCAACCAUAUCAAAUGCCACCUCAAACUCAACCCCCGCAACAAACCCCUGCCCUUGCUCCACCACCUCAACAAUAUCCAUCAAACCCAACCCCAUCCUAUCCUCAACCGCCCCAGCCUCCUCAGCAACUGCAGCAUCCUGCUGCUAUUGGUGCUAAUGCUCCACAGUUUUCACCAUCAUUGAGUCAUCGCCCAGAGGAAGGCUAUAUACCACCACAAACUUAUCCUUCGAAUCUCCAUCAGCCUGCUGCCCAACCAGGCAGUACACCACCUCACUCCCAGCAAUACUAUGGAAGCCCUCCAUCCAUGUAUGAGCCACCACCAGCUAGCAGAAACACUUCCGGGCCUUCAUCGGUAUAUGUUCCCCCUUCAGGGCUGCCUGGUGAAUACACUUAUGGUGGCCCUGCUCCACACUAUGGAAGUGACUCAUCUGUAAAGUUGCAGCCACACUCUCCAGUGAGUAGCAGCAAUUAUUCUCAUCUGCCAACCGCUAAAAUUCUCCCUCCUGCUAUUCCUACAGCUUCUGCAAUUGGCGGGGGAUCAGGUUCUGGGGGAAGUGGAAACAGGGUUCCAAUUGAUGAUGUUAUCGAUAAGGUGACUACUAUGGGAUUUCCUAGGGACCAUGUAAGGGCAACCGUUCGCAGACUAACAGAGAAUGGUCAGUCAGUCGAUUUAAAUGUUGUGCUUGAUAAAUUAAUGAAUGAUGGGGAGAUACAACCGCCUAAGGGCUGGUUUGGCCGGUGAUGAAGAUAGUUGGAAGACUUCUUUUAUAUAGAUGGCUGUGAUGAACAUUUAUCCAUCGUUUUCUUUCGUGUCUUGAAAUGAUGUCUUGUAAUUGUGUUAAUGGUACGUAAUAAUGUUUUUACUCAUAUUUUUGUAAUGUUAAUUGAUUGCUGCUGUUUGAUUUUGCAAGCAUUUAUAAAUUGGAGAGGGUAGUUAAGAUUGAUUUUUUAUUA
Molecule: messenger RNA, 1965 nt
Organism: Amaranthus tricolor (Joseph's coat)
Lineage: Eukaryota; Viridiplantae; Streptophyta; Magnoliopsida; Caryophyllales; Amaranthaceae
Product: protein transport protein SEC31-like
Exons: 3
Coding region: 68-1753 (561 amino acids)
Source: RefSeq, a predicted model, not a curated record